Messenger RNA from Macaca mulatta (Rhesus monkey), 782 nucleotides. RefSeq names its product C-type lectin domain family 2 member D (gene CLEC2D). The record is from RefSeq and is a predicted model, not a curated record. Gene Ontology annotation, cellular component: external side of plasma membrane. NCBI's taxonomy places the organism in Eukaryota, Metazoa, Chordata, Mammalia, Primates, Cercopithecidae.
UGAAAACAGACUGUGGUUUAGAUCACUCAUGGUAACUGGAAGCAAAAUGCAUGACAGUAACAAUGUGGAGAAAGACAUUGCACCAUCCGAAUUGCCUGCAAAUCCAGGUUAUCGGCAUUCAAAACAGCAUUCUGGUAAAGCUACCUUAAUUUGGCCUUUAUUUUUCUUAAUCAUGUUUCUGACAAUCAUAGUGUGUGGAAUGGUUGUUGCUUUAAGUGCAAUAAGAGCUAACUGCCAUCAAAAGCCAUCAGUAUGUCUUCAAGCUGCAUGCCCAGAAAGCUGGAUUGGUUUUCAAAGAAAGUGUUUCUAUUUUUCUGAUGACACCAAGAACUGGACAUCAAGUCAGAGGUUUUGUGACUCACAAGAUGCUGCUCUUGCUCAGGUUGAAAGCUUCCAGGAACUGAAUUUCCUGUUGAGAUAUAAAGGCCCCUCGGAUCACUGGAUUGGGCUGAGCAGAGAGCAAGGCCAGCCAUGGAAAUGGAUAAAUGGUACUGAAUGGACAAGACAGUUUCCUAUCCUGGGAGCAGGAGAGUAUGCCUAUUUGAAUGACAAAGGUGCCAGUAGUGCCAGGUACUACACAGAGAGGAAGUGGAUUUGUUCUAAACCAGAUACAUAUGUCCAGAUGGUACAGCAAAGCCCCAACUAAUCUUUAGAAGCCCAUUGGAACUGAUAACCCCAUUUUCCCAUUUUAGAAUGAGCAACGAAUUUAUUUUUUUAAAUUGUAUUUAUUUUUUGUUGUUGUUGAGAUGGAGUCUCACUCUGUCACCCAGGCUGGAAUCCAA